This is a messenger RNA of Osmerus eperlanus (European smelt), 1998 nucleotides long. RefSeq names its product activating transcription factor 1 (gene atf1). Gene Ontology annotation, cellular component: nucleus; ATF4-CREB1 transcription factor complex. Lineage: Eukaryota; Metazoa; Chordata; Actinopteri; Osmeriformes; Osmeridae. Gene Ontology annotation, molecular function: DNA-binding transcription factor activity, RNA polymerase II-specific; protein binding; RNA polymerase II cis-regulatory region sequence-specific DNA binding. Gene Ontology annotation, biological process: regulation of transcription by RNA polymerase II. The transcript has 8 exons. The record is from RefSeq and is a predicted model, not a curated record. Bases 228 to 1169 code for a protein of 313 amino acids.
UAUGUCCUUGCAGAGGUGGCGCGCAGUGCCGCCUACUUCCUAUGAAAAAAGUGUUUACUUUUUUUGGUAGCUAUUUAGCUAGCUAGCUAGCUCUUAGCUAUAUUUUUAGCAUUUAGCUUGUAGCCAUAUGUUCUCCACAGUUUUCAAAGGAUAGCUAUAAUUAUCAUCGUCAUCAUCGAACUCUACGCAGCAGAACAACACUUGACAAAGGUAAUCUCCCUGUGACCAUGGAAGAGGUGCAGCAGAACAGCAAUGGCACAGAGUCCCAGAUUAUCACUAUCCCAACCACCAUCACAGCCUCUCAGAUAUCACAGAUAGCCCAGCAAAUGUCUCUGGGCGGUUCUCCUGUGACAGUGGUUCAGCUUCCAGGUGGUCAGUUUCAAGUCCAGGGAGUCAUUCAGUCUGCACAGUCCUCAGUCAUUCAGUCUCCUCAGGUGCAGACUGUGCAGGGCCAGGGCUCAGACAGUGAUGACUCACAGGACUCGUCAGACAGUGGAGCUUCUGCCCAGAAGACUAGAGAGAUCUUAGCUCGACGACCAUCCUAUAGGAAAAUCCUAAAUGAAUUGUCUGCUGAGGAAGUGAUGUCACGCAACGAUGGAGAGGAUGACAUUGCUGCUUCCUCUGGUGUAACAACAGUCACAGUCCCCACCACCCCCACCAUCUACCAGACGAGCAGCGGCCAAUACAUUACUAUUGCCCCCAAUGGCACUAUUCAGCUGGCCAGCCCUGGGUCAGAGGGCUUCCAGGGCCUGCAGACCCUUACCAUGACCAACUCCGGCUCAGCUCAACAGGGCACCACCAUCCUUCAGUACGCCCAGACGCCAGACGGACAGCAGAUAUUGGUGCCCAGCAACCAGGUGGUCGUACAAAGUGCAGGAGGAGAGAUGCAGACAUAUCAGAUUCGCACAGCGCCCACAUCCAGUUCCAUUCCUCAGACCGUGGUUAUGACUUCCCCUGCAGGACUGUCUCAGGGCAAGAGUGAUGACCCCUCUAUGAAGAGAGAAAUCCGCCUGGCAAAGAACAGAGAAGCGGCCCGUGAGUGUCGUAGGAAGAAGAAAGAAUACGUCAAGUGUCUGGAAAACCGAGUAGCUGUUCUAGAGAACCAGAACAAAACCCUUAUUGAGGAGCUGAAGACGUUAAAGGACCUUUACUGUGUCAAAACAGGAUAACCUGGCCAGACAUUCAAAUGAAUAGGACUAAUACAAAUAGGUCUUGGAAAUGGCUACAGCGCUACUCACCUGGACAACAGAGGGUUAACCGGGAACACCUUACACUUUGCAUUAGAUAUCCUUGUCUUCAGUUUUUGUGUUUUAUACAAUAUUUUGUUUUAACAAAUGUCGAGUGAGGGUUGGCAAUGGGAAGCUCCCAUUCUAAAAGACAAUGAUAGUGUGAAAUAAGACUUUUUUCCUUGUCUUUUUAUUGAGCUACUGGAAGAAUGACUAACGCUUAACUGUUUAUAUUUGUGAAUAUUGUGUGAGCGCGCACGAGGCUUGAUAUGUAAUCACUGACACUCAAUUUUGUUCCUUUAGUUUUAUAUCAGCUUCUGAUUGUCCCAUCUUUUGAAGUUUUAUGGUAGAAACCUGCUGAUUCCCACUGCAACAUGUAAUGCAGAUUUUUGACUGUGUUAAAACUAUGAUGUGAUUCAAGUUCAUUUUAUGUGAUCCCUAAACGUCCACACCCUAGUCCCCAUGAGAUAAAAUGUUACAGUUGCCAUUCCUUAUUAGUGCAAAGGGAUAUUAGAAAACAUUGUGUACACCUAACUUGGCUGUUACUUGGACAAUCUAUCAGGGAGAGAGUGCACAAUGUCAGGGUAAUAUUUAUUUUCUAUAUCUUAAGGCGGCAGGCUGGGGGGCACACACACAAAACAAACAAGGGAAUACAAAAGCAAUCGCUCAUUCUGUAAGUAAUAUGAAAUAAAUAUUUUUUCAUUCUUUACAUAUUGAACCUAAUAGAUUACUCACUGUACAGUGACACUUUGUAAUAAACCUUUUAACCCUA